Molecule: messenger RNA, 576 nt
Organism: Brettanomyces nanus
Lineage: Eukaryota; Fungi; Ascomycota; Pichiomycetes; Pichiales; Pichiaceae
Exons: 1
Coding region: 1-576 (191 amino acids)
Source: RefSeq, a predicted model, not a curated record
AUGGCGACCUUUAUGAAAUCAACUGAGGAUGUUAGUUUCUCCUCGGCGGUUAGUGAAAGCUAUAACGUUACUGCGGACGGUAUAUUCAUCAUGAAGCGUACAAAGGAAGAUCAGACUACCGCAGAGAAAAAUAGCCUCAAAAGUAUUGAAGAUGGAAAGCAGUUAGACGAUUCUGACGAAGACCCAGCCGUCUCGGAAGAAAUAUUAUCCGCUCAGAGCUCCACUUUAAACCUUCAUUCCAACCUCGCGUCCUGGAAAUGUGACAGGAGAAGUAGUAAUUUCCAAGUAAGUCUUCCAACUGAAGAUAGAGACUCAAUUUUUCAGUUUGUUCUUGACACACUGGAGACAGAAAUGGAUUCAAUUAAUGACAACGAUGAAUUUGUGAAAAUGCUUAAGGAAAAUAAUUUUAAUGACUUGAAAAUAAACAGCGUCCCAAUUGUCUCAAACUACGGCUCGCAAUCUGCAUCUACUACCGAAAGUAAGGGAUCUAGAUUCAGAAAAAAGAUAACAUGGCUAUUUCAAGGAGUGAACGAAACCAGAGAGAGUACCAAACCAAUAUUCGAGAGUUUCAAUUAG